Molecule: messenger RNA, 839 nt
Organism: Culicoides brevitarsis
Lineage: Eukaryota; Metazoa; Arthropoda; Insecta; Diptera; Ceratopogonidae
Gene: ND-ACP
Product: acyl carrier protein, mitochondrial
Exons: 4
Coding region: 112-582 (156 amino acids)
Biological process (GO): fatty acid biosynthetic process
Cellular component (GO): mitochondrion
Molecular function (GO): acyl binding; acyl carrier activity
Source: RefSeq, a predicted model, not a curated record
CCGAAUGCGAAUUUUCGAUUGUGCUGUAGGAGUUGUUGCAUCACACUUUGAAAAAAUCAAAUUUCCUCAAAAGUUUUCCACAAUUUUCAGUGGUAAAUCGCUCCAACAAUUAUGGCAUCCUUGGCUCACAACUUGCGGCACCUCAUCUGCCGAAACGCACCGUUGCUCCGGAAUGUGUCGCUCCGUGCAUUGACGGUGCCCGUCUCGCAAAAAUUCAUGCUGCAUCAGAUGGCCGGACAGCAGCCAUCAUUAUUUGCCGUAAACAAGACUCGCUUGCUGGGUCGUUGGCAAAACCAAGUGCAAACACGCAGCUACAGCGACAAGGAUCCGCUUACCAUUAAGUUUAUCGCCGACCGUGUUCUCUUAGUUCUCCGACUAUACGACAAAGUUGAUCCCGAAAAGUUGACAUUGGACUCGCACUUCAUCAACGAUCUCGGCUUGGACUCCCUGGAUCAUGUGGAGGUGAUCAUGGCGAUGGAAGAUGAAUUCGGCUUCGAGAUUCCCGACAUGGAUGCCGAAAAGUUGUUAAGGCCUCGCGACGUCGUCCAGUACGUGGCUGACAAGGAGGAUAUUUACGAGUAAAAUGGCAGUUUUUAAGUUUUCAUGCCCAUGCUACAGAUGGGAUUUUCGAUUAAAGACCCAAAAAUAAACAAUAAACAUGAGAAAAAUGUAGAUAAUUAGUCUUAAAAAUAUACAAAAAUUUUAGUCAUUACGAGAAUUUCUGCCCUUAAAAUAAAUGUGAGAUCACUGCAAUUUCAGUUUUGUAUCAAAUAAAAGCAUUUCUUGGAUUAAUUUCGUGAAUUUAAAAAAGGACUUCCUUUGAGCAUUGUCACAUAAAA